CUGAAACACUGUAGCUUUACUCUUUUUCUAGCUUACAUGACCUCUGGAUGGUGGAGAAAUUCUUCCAGGACCAUGAGAGGAAGAUGCCUCGGGACAGUCUGAUCACCUCUGAGAAUGACAGUGAACAAGAUGCAGGUUUGUCCUUGCAAGAGGAACAUGAGAGUAAAACACACAGAACAAAAAGAAGAGAUGGUGACAGACAGAAAAAGAAGAGGAGAAAUGAGAGAAGAAAAGGAGGAACAAGGGCGGGAGAAGGGGAAGAGGACUUACAGGCCGUAUCUGAGAAAAGAGAAAGAAGCAAGCGAAAAAGAGCUAAGAGUAAACAAGAAACAAGCAGAAGAGAGAACAAUGAAGAGGAAGAAGCUCAACUAACAGGUGGCAAGGGAACAAAAGCAAGAAAGGAUAUCAGAAAUGAAAAAACACGCAGAAUGGAGAAGGAGGAAGUGCGAGAAGUUGAAGAAAAUGUUGAUAAGGGAAAAAAGAAACAGGGAAGUACCAAAAAGGGAGAGAAGAAAGAAGAUGGAGGUAAACAGCUGGUAAAGGGAAAAGCCCGGGAAGUAAAAAAGAAAAAGCACAAGAAGGCUGAAACAAGUUCAGAGCCAGAGACAAGCGAAGAGGACGAUGAUGAAGAAGAGGACAAUGACAAGGAUGUGGUGAGGCUGGAGUGUCUCUCUCCAGAGGAGCUGGAGAAGCUGAAGGAGGCAGUGGAUGAGAGGAAGAAACUGAUCCAAAGUCUAAGGGGAAAACCCUGGGCGAUGAAAAAGAAACUUGUCACUUUAAGGGAGUCUCAGGAGUUUGUGGAAAAAUAUGAAGGCGCCUUGGGAAAAGGAAAAGGCAGGAAGCUCUAUGCAUACAAAGUCCUGAUGACCAAGAAAUGGAUGAAAUUCCAACGGGACUUUGAAAACUUCAAAACUGCAUGCAUCCCAUGGGAGAUGAAAAUAAAGGAGAUUGAAAGUCAUUUUGGCUCCUCAGUUGCCUCAUACUUUCUCUUUCUGAGGUGGAUGUACGGCAUCAACAUGAUCUUGUUUGGCCUGACCUUUGGCCUGGUUAUGGUACCGGAGGCAUUAAUGGGGCGACCUUAUGGGAGCAUGCCAAGAAAGACUGUCCCCAGAGCUGAGGAGGCCAGUGCGAUGGACUUUGCUGUUCUUUGGGACUUUGGGGGUUACGCACAGUACUCGGUCCUCUUCUAUGGCUACUACAACAACCAGCGUACGGUUGGCUGGCUCAAGUUUCGCAUGCCUCUGUCUUACUUCCUGGUUGGUGUCGGUACAGUGGCCUAUAGCUACAUGGUAGUCAUCAGAACGAUGGCACGUAAUGCAAAUGAAUCAGGGGUCGGCGAUGAUAACAGCUUCAAUUUCAGCUGGAAAAUGUUCACCAGCUGGGACUACCUGAUAGGAAAUGCUGAAACAGCAGACAAUAAGUUUGCUUCCAUCACCACCAGCUUCAAGGAGGCAAUCUUAGAGGAGCAAGAGAGCCACAAGGAUGACAACAUCCAUCUGACUCGAUUCUUGCGUGUGCUGGCCAACUUCCUGGUCUUGUGCUGCUUAGCAGGAAGUGGAUACCUCAUCUACUUUGUAGUGCGCCGUUCUCAGAAAUUUGCCUUAGAUGGACUGGAGAAUCAUACGUGGUGGGAAAGGAAUGAGGUGAACAUGGUCAUGUCAUUACUGGGGAUGUUCUGUCCGAUGCUGUUUGAUGUAAUCAGCACCCUGGAGAAUUACCACCCGCGGGUUGCCCUGCAGUGGCAGCUCGGUCGCAUCUUUGCCCUCUUCUUGGGAAAUCUCUACACCUUCAUUAUUGCACUCAUGGAUGAGAUCAACCUUAAAAGGAAAGAAGAAAAGAUAGUGAAGUUUAAUAUAACCACGUGGGAGGCCAGUCUUUACAAUGGCACCGUUUCAGAAAACAGCACUGCUUCACCCGUCACGAUCCACCCUGCUGAUGUGCCCAGAGGGCCUUGCUGGGAGACAAUGGUCGGCCAGGAGUUUGUUCGCCUGAUCAUAUCUGACACAAUGACAACUUACAUCACACUGCUGAUCGGUGACUUCCUGAGAGCGGUUCUUGUUCGUUUUCUCAACUACUGUUGGUGUUGGGACCUAGAGGCUGGGUUUCCAUCCUACUCUGAGUUUGACGUCAGUGGGAACGUUUUGGGCCUGAUCUUCAAUCAAGGAAUGAUAUGGAUGGGUUCCUUCUAUGCACCCUGUCUGCCUGCCUUAAACGUCAUCCGGCUCCAUGUCUCCAUGUACCUGCAGUGCUGGGCUGUUAUGUGCUGUAAUGUGCCACAAGAAAGGGUCUUCAAAGCCUCUGGCUCCAACAACUUCUACAUGGCCAUGUUGCUGGUCAUCCUCUUUCUGUCCACACUGCCUGCCAUCUACACCAUUGUCUCCAUCCCCCCUUCAUUUGACUGUGGACCCUUCAGACUGGCCAUUUAUUACUUGCAAUCUACAUCCAAAAGCUACAGAGAAGCAAAUGUGGAGCUGAAGAAAAAGCUACAAAUGCAAAAUGAGGAGAACAAGAGGAAGAACAAACGAGCAGCGCUGAAAGCUCAAAUGGAUUUGGAGGAGGCCAGAAUGACUGCACAAGAGCAACAAAGGAACAACAAUGCUUCAGUACAGGAUCAAGAAAAUGAUACAGAUAUCCAUGGCAGCGGUCAGAGGCCGUAUCAGGAAAAGUAUGGAUGCAACCCUCCUCCUCCUGUUGGAGGCAGAGGACGCCAGAUGCCAUCCAGCAGAGACCCUGGCUCAAGGACCUACAACCGUGGCAACCACGGGCCUUCUGGAUACCUGCCUGGUUUUGCUCGGCAAAGUGAGCCCAGGAUGUACAGGGUGCCGAGCCUGCAGAGACACUGACACAACGACACAAAACAAAUAUGGGAAAAUCAAGCACUUUACUGAGAAAUUCAUGCUGGAUUCAUAGUACUUAGUGCACAUUAAUUGCUUCUCAUGAACAUAUUUUUUUUUCCUUUACAGUCUGUGUAUAUAAUGAAAAUAUAGAUGAACUGAACUGUUUUGUUUUCUUUUUAAUUUUACAUUACAGUUCUCAUGCAGUCCUUGUCUUAAAGCUAUUAACCAAAUAAAA
This is a messenger RNA of Oreochromis aureus, 3072 nucleotides long. RefSeq names its product transmembrane channel-like 1 (gene tmc1). Lineage: Eukaryota; Metazoa; Chordata; Actinopteri; Cichliformes; Cichlidae. The record is from RefSeq and is a predicted model, not a curated record. The coding region runs from base 48 to 2843 and encodes 931 amino acids. The transcript has 18 exons. Gene Ontology annotation, cellular component: plasma membrane. Gene Ontology annotation, biological process: detection of mechanical stimulus involved in sensory perception of sound; vestibular reflex. Gene Ontology annotation, molecular function: mechanosensitive monoatomic ion channel activity.